Messenger RNA from Aspergillus alliaceus, 749 nucleotides. RefSeq lists its product as uncharacterized. The record is from RefSeq and is a predicted model, not a curated record. The transcript has a single exon. Lineage: Eukaryota; Fungi; Ascomycota; Eurotiomycetes; Eurotiales; Aspergillaceae. Bases 70 to 267 code for a protein of 65 amino acids.
GGUUUUUAGUUCCUACCUGCCUACAUACUAGACUGCCUAUCGGACUGCCUGCCUAGGACCACAGGAGCUAUGGGAUUCCACCAGGUUGAAAUAAGGAUUCAAGCUGUGUCUCUCGCGGCCUGGGGGAUCUCUACUACAGAGAUUGCUGCAUCUUUAGGACUUUCCCAGCGAACUAUCCAAGAAAUCUACAAACGUGCAAAGGCCGGAGGAUUCGACUCUACCCAGGAUAUAAGGAUCAAAAUUGAAUUUGUGGAAGACGCCAAAUGAUCUGGUCGGCCUAAGGAGAUCACUGAACAGAUUGAAACGCCAUGAUUUAAUCAGUUACUAAGGAUUGAGCCGGUAGAGAGAGAUCUUUAGAGAUCUUAGCUUAUGAAGCUAGUAUAUCUCAUUCCUCUAUAUUGCGCAUAUUGAAGUGUUAUGGAUUUGUUAUUGCAAAGCCCUCUUGGAAACCUGGACUUACUGACGCUGCAAGGCCAAACACCUGAAGUUCUGCCUAGAUCACGAACACUGGACCCUGGACGAUUGGAAAAAAUUUUAUAUGGACUGAUGAAACCUCUGUGGUUCUUGGACAUUGCCGUGGAGUUCUAAGAGUUUGGCGUACCACACCACGAUAUGAUGCAACGUAUACACACAGCUGUUGGAAGGAACAUCUGAUUUCAUGGUUUGGGCGUGUUUUUCAUAUAAUAAGAAGGCCUAUACAUAUAUGGCGGCCAGAAAUCUCUUAACAAAAGAAGGAAGCAGAAAGAGAG